Molecule: messenger RNA, 3583 nt
Organism: Parus major (Great Tit)
Lineage: Eukaryota; Metazoa; Chordata; Aves; Passeriformes; Paridae
Gene: CLCC1
Product: chloride channel CLIC like 1
Exons: 13
Coding region: 321-1880 (519 amino acids)
Cellular component (GO): membrane; endoplasmic reticulum
Molecular function (GO): chloride channel activity
Source: RefSeq, a predicted model, not a curated record
GCGCCUCUGCGGCCGCUGCUCCGCGGAGCUUCCCGGGCCGAGCGGCCUCCCGCGGGCCGGGCAGCGGAGGCGCCUGGCGGAGCGGCUGCCGGGGCGGCCCCACACCGGGCAAACACUCCGGGUGAACGCCGGGAGUCCCGCGGCCCCUCAGAAAACACUAUAAAUAUAGGUUAAGAGAGGCGGAGGUCAGAGGAGACUCCACCUUUGUAUCCUGGGACUGUCGGCAGGCCGUGCCUCUCUCCUCCCCCAUAGGAAUGCCUGUUGGCAUGUUACACCCUGGCCUAAAUACCUGAAUUUCCUGUUGCAUUCACUGAUACAGGAUGCUGUUUCCUUUGGUAUUGUGUGCAGUUAUGCUGACAGGGAGCUGUAAAGUUCAAGAAGAUGAAUGGAUUGACCCCACGGAUAUGCUCAAUUAUGAUGCAGCAUCAGGAACAAUGAGAAGACCUUAUAAGGUAGAAAAAGAAAGGCCAAACUAUCCUGACUCUGAGGAAAAGGCUGGGGAUACAGUCAAUACUGAAAUCUUUCGUUGUUCUGGGGUAAUAGAUUCCUUGCAACACAAGAUUGCAGAGUGUGAGAAGAGGAAUGCCAAAUCACAUGAGAGCCGUAGCUUCUAUAUAUUUAAGCGAUACUUGAAUAAGAUUUUAAAUGAAGCCGGAAAACUUGGCCUUCCUGAGGAAAACAUAGGCCAUGUCCAUUAUGAUGCUGAGAUCAUUCUUACAAGACAGACAUAUUUGGAGAUCCUCAGGUUUGUUAAUGAAGAAGCCUGGCAGCCAGGUGCCCUGGAUGAGGCACUGAGUGAUAUUUUGAUCAAUUUUAAACACCAUGAUGAUCAAGCUUGGCAGUGGAGAUUUGAAGAUGCCUUUGGAAUUGAUCUAUAUAAUUUGUUUUUGCUACUCUUGUGCUUAGUGUGCAUUGUAAUUGUAAUAGCUACAGAACUCUGGACAUGUGUUCUUUGGUUUGUUCAGCUAAAACGUGUUUUAUUAAUAAGUUUUUUCAUCAGUUUUGCAUGGAAUUGGCUUUACUUGUAUAAGCUGGCCUUCGCUCAGCACCAGGCAGAGAUCGCCAAGAUGGGCCAGUUCGACAACGUCUGUGCGGAGAAGCUGGACUGGCGGGGAAGUCUCAUUGAAUGGCUUAGAAGUACAUGGACGUUUCAGGAUGAUCCCUGUCAGAAGUAUUAUGAAACUCUGCUUGUAAAUCCUAUUUUGCUGGUUCCACCAACAAAGGCCUUGGCAAUAACUUUCACCAACUUUGUAACUGAACCUUUGAAGCAUGUAGGACAAGGUAUUGGUGAAUUCAUCAAGGCACUUAUGAAGGAGAUACCGUUAAUUCUGCAGGUUCCAGUGCUCAUUAUGAUGGCUCUGGGUGUCCUGGCUUUUUGCUAUGGUGCAGGAUCAUCGGUGUCUGCAUUUAGACACUUAACGUCUUCUCAGAAGAAAAGUCUUCCUCUGCCUGCCAGUGAGCAGGAGCAAAUAGCCUUUGGGCAGUACGAUGGGAGGACAGCAGAUGAGUAUUAUGUGCAGAAGCAUCUGUAUAUCCCCAGAGGCCACCAGGACAGAGGGGACGCCUCCACACGGCCUCUCCCCGUGGUGAGAGCGGGAAGUGGCAGCAGGAGCCCGGACACGGCGCAUGCCAGCGACGAGCCGGAUGCACAGAACAGGUUGUAUACUGAAUCUGAAGUUCAUAGACUUGAAACUCUCAAAGCUGAAAACGUUACUGAAGAAGCUGCACUUGAGCAGCAAAAACAGGAGACAGGCAAAGCAGAGGGAGAGACUGGAGAAAACUGUGACCCUAAUAAAAACCUAGAAGGGAAAAGUUCUGCUGUGGAACCAUGUGAAAAGAAGAAAAAGAGUGUUCUACAUGACUCCCAGGAAAGAGACUAAGGAAGAUCCAGGCUCUGCUGUGGAGUAGAGGAUGUUGCCAGUGGAGCAGCUGAGAGUCUGUUCUUCUCCUGGAAGCAGCACCUCUGAUCAUCCAUCCUGUUACUCUGGAACCGACUCAGCAGAUCAAAGAAACCUUCAUCUGCCAUUGUCUCACGAGUGCUUUUCUGAAAAGGACAAGAUUUAGGGUAUUUGACCUUAGAGUGCCUACAGCUGGGACAACUGCAUCAGAAUUUCAGUCCAGUGAUAAUGUUUGAUAUUUACGUAUCUGAAAUUUAUUAAUUUUUUUAGUCAACCAUUUCUAUAGCCAGAGAUCUAUCGUAGGAGAAGAUGCUAAUGCUAGGGCAGCAUUUUGGAGAGUGAAAUAUAUUAGAAAUGUUUCAUUCUCUGAAAUGGAAGAAAUAAAUAGUGCACUGAUCAUGGUACAGUGGGAAUUACUCCUCCUCAGACAUUAAUCCAACAAAAUCCAAAUGCCCGUGAGAGGAAAAAGAAACAAAAGCAAUGAACAGUUCCCAUUUUCUCCUCAGGUCUAUGACCAAAUGACUCUGUUCUUUUAUUUUAAACUGACUUCUCUCGAGAGUGUAAUAACGUAAAAAUUAUGUCCAAAAUAUCUCCCACUGCCUGAAACAGAAAAACUAGAUUUUGCUAAGCAUGGGUAAGUGGGAUCUAUAAGAGACUUAGAGCUCAGCUUGAAAAUACAAUUGAUUUCUAACUUAAAAAAAAUCCACCACAAAUAAAAUGUUUCAGUAGUAGAAAGAUCUUAAAGCUGGCACCACCCCGGGAGAGCUGUAGAAUGACAGAUUCUGCAUCAGUUUAGUUUAGAGCCACAGUGUUUAAAUUAAGUUAAACUGAACAGACAGCUUCACAAUUCUGAUCACACAAAGAUGAGUAAAGGCCAUGAUCUCCACAGCUCACCACACCUACCCUCUGAGGGUUUGAAAGUCGAUGAUCAAUGGAAUUACUGGCAUCCUGCAAAACUUUGGAGGUGGUGCCAUUUUUGUACUUUUUGCCUUUUAGUCGAUGUACAAAAUGAAGUUUUGCUGAAGUUUUGGCAACCAGUGGUUUCUGUUUAGCAAGAAUCUCACUGUUCCAGUUUGGAACCUAAGAAAACAAGAGUCAGAAAAUUAAGCCUUCUGAUUUUAUUUACCAGUACUGUUUCCUCUGACUUGCUGCUGCUUUUCCUCACCAAAAUGCGGCAGCUUUACACUAUUUUGUUCACGCAGCCACAAGGAUGUGGUUAUGAUUCCUGAGCUGCUGUUAGCAGGUUAGUGCUGUUACUGGUCAGUCUGAGAACUGAACUGUGCUGUAACACCUAAUGGAUUAAAACACACUGAAAUUGUCCUUACUGACUGCAGAGCAGGAAAGGCAGUUAAUACAAGUACUGAAAUGCAGCCACAGCUGGCAUUUCCCACCUGGCAUUUUAAAACUGGAAAGAAAAAAAAAAUUAAAAACCCACCCCAUAUUACAAAGUGUUAGAGCAAAACAAACCCUUAUACAAAUGCAACUACUCAACUAGCCUCCCCUCAAGUUUUGAUACACACAAACUUCCCAAUAAAGACUGAAAAGAAAGAGGGAGACAAAUGCCAGCACAAGAACAAACAGGAAUAACCACCUCCUUUCAUUAAACAACAGAGUCGAUAACUUUAUCAACCUGAUAGAUUUUCCCUAAAAAUUCCUCAAAAAUAAACAGAAUUAUCCACAACUGA